Chlorocebus sabaeus (green monkey) is the source of this 1206-nucleotide messenger RNA. The record is from RefSeq and is a predicted model, not a curated record. Lineage: Eukaryota; Metazoa; Chordata; Mammalia; Primates; Cercopithecidae.
CUCUCAUCUCCCAGGAGCCACCUGUGUUCUGGCCCCCAAGUUCUCUGCUUCCUGCUUCUGGGAUGACUGUCGGCAGCACGGCGUGACCGUGAUCCUGUAUGUGGGCGAGCUCCUGCGGUACUUGUGUAACAUGCCCCAGCAACCAGAGGACCGGACACAUACAGUCCGCAUGGCGAUGGGCAAUGGACUCCGGGCUGAUGUGUGGGAGGCCUUCCAGCAGCGCUUCGGUCCCAUUCGGAUCUGGGAAAUCUACGGCUCCACAGAAGGCAACAUGGGCUUAGUCAACUAUGUGGGGCGCCGCGGGGCCCUGGGCAAGAUGAACUGCCUCCUUCGAAUGCUGUCCCCCUUUGAGCUGGUGCAGUUCGACAUGGAGGCGGAGGAGCCUGUGAGGGAUAAUCAGGGCUUCUGCAUCCCUGUAGGGCUAGGGGAGCCGGGGCUGCUGCUGACCAAGGUGGUAAGCCACCAACCCUUCGUGGGCUACCGCGGCCCCCGAGAGCUGUCGGAACGGAAGCUGGUGCGCAACGUGCGGCAAUCGGGCGACGUUUACUACAACACCGGCGACGUACUGGCCAUGGACCGCGAAGGCUUCCUCUACUUCCGCGACCGCCUCGGGGACACCUUCCGAUGGAAGGGCGAGAACGUGUCCACGCACGAGGUGGAGGGCGUGUUGUCGCAGGUGGACUUCCUGCAGCAGGUUAACGUGUAUGGCGUGUGUGUGCCAGGGUGUGAGGGUAAAGUGGGCAUGGCCGCCGUGCAGCUAGCCCCCGGCCAGACUUUCGACGGGCAGAAGUUGUACCGGCACGUUCGCGCUUGGCUCCCUGCCUACGCUACCCCCCAUUUCAUCCGCAUCCAGGACGCCGUGGAGGUCACGAGCACGUUCAAACUGAUGAAGACCCGGCUGGUGCGCGAAGGCUUCAACGUGGGGAUCGUGGUUGACCCUCUGUUUGUACUCGACAACCAGGCCCAGUCCUUCCGGCCCCUGACGGCAGAAACGUACCAGGCUGUGUGUGAGGGAACCUGGAGGCUCUGACUAUCUGGCCAACCCACUGGGGCAGGGAUCAAAGCCAGACACCCCCACCCCAACACAUUAUUUCAACCUGGGCCUGCGUGAAUCCCAGUCUGGCCAUACCCUCAACCUCAGUGGGCUGGAAAUGACAGUGGGCCUUGUAGCAGUGGCAGAAUAAACUCAGAUGUGUUCACAGAAGU